UAAAUAUAGCUAACAUUGUCACAAUGAUGAAGAGGCUUUAACAAAUAACACGUUUCCUUAGCUUAUACUCGAUAUCUUUUAUCAUUUGUUAUUUGAAAUUCGUAAAACUAACACCAGAAUGGGAGUCGAAAUUGACGAAUACAAAUUAAAUCAAAAUAAUGAUCCUCUUCCGGAGAAAGUUGAAGAAGCGAUAAAGAAAAUAAUUAAAAAAGAAGGCUACACAGCUUACAAAUUUUCUACUAAAGCUAUAUCUACUGUUGGUGGCAACUAUUUUGGAUCUCUGUAUGAAGUUGAUGUUGUUGGAAGAACGGAAGAUGGUGAAAAAGAAACAAAUAUAUUUGUUAAAGGGAUCGUCCCCGCAGAUCAUCUUACAGCUCUGUCAGUCACUGAAAUGUUCAAAAUGGAAUUAUUCUUCUAUAACGAUUUAGCAGUUGUACUUAACAACAUGCAGAAUGAAGCUAAUGUACCUAUAAAAGAAAGAUACAGUACCGCUAAGUCAUUUCAAGAAAGUAUAUCGGAAGCGAUUAUUCUAGACAAUAUGGCAAAGAAAGGAUACAAAACAUUGAGCAGAUUUGAUGUGCUUCCUGUUAAUUUUGCAGAAUUGUGUGUCAAACAAUUAGGAAAGCUGCACGCAUUGUCUUUUGCUCUGGAAAAUAAACUCCCAGAAUAUUUUGAUCAACACAUUAAGACAAUACCCUGCCCAUAUAAUUUUAACGAAGAGUUAAAAGGUUUACUCAGAAAUUCUUCAAAAGCACUCUCUGCCUGUUUAGAUGAUGAUGCCCAAAAGAGGUUUAAUGCAUUUCUGCCAAAAUUAUGGGAAAAAAGUCAGGAAUAUUAUUUGGAUCCCAAAUACAAAAGGACAUUAAUACAUAAUGACUACAGGGCCAACAAUAUAUUGCUUAAAGAGAUUGAUGGUGAAAUCGUUGAUAUCAUACCAGUGGAUUACCAGUUGAUGCAUUACGGCUGUCCACUUCUCGACUUCUUCUUCCUCAUUUUCCUCGGCACAGACCAACAGUUCAGAAAAGACCACUUGGAAGACCUCAAGGAUAUUUACUUCGAGUCUUUAACAAAAAUGCUUAAAUAUUUUGAUAUCGAUGUUAAAUCCGUAUUUCCUAGAGAAGAUUUUGAGAAUUUGUAUACUGAGACGUUAGGUUACGGUCUGCUAUGUUUUAUUCACCUUAUGCCAUUCAUUUUUGCAACUGAAAAUAAUAUACCUGAUUUAGAUAAGGAUUACCUAGGUGAAGUUAGUAUUAACACUGAUCCUAGAAUGAAUGAGAGGGCUAGAGGGAUAGUCGAUGAUUUUAUUCGAUGGGGUGUACUGUAACUGGACUUUUUAUUAUUUCAGUAAAGUUUAAGAUAAUAUCACAAAUAUAAAAUUUAAAUCUG
Cydia pomonella (codling moth) is the source of this 1386-nucleotide messenger RNA. RefSeq lists its product as uncharacterized. The record is from RefSeq and is a predicted model, not a curated record. The transcript has 2 exons. Bases 119 to 1324 code for a protein of 401 amino acids. Gene Ontology annotation, biological process: protein phosphorylation. Gene Ontology annotation, molecular function: protein kinase activity. NCBI's taxonomy places the organism in Eukaryota, Metazoa, Arthropoda, Insecta, Lepidoptera, Tortricidae.